Messenger RNA from Dipodomys ordii (Ord's kangaroo rat), 5738 nucleotides. RefSeq names its product centrosomal protein 164kDa (gene Cep164). Gene Ontology annotation, molecular function: protein binding. NCBI's taxonomy places the organism in Eukaryota, Metazoa, Chordata, Mammalia, Rodentia, Heteromyidae. The transcript has 32 exons. Bases 124 to 4491 code for a protein of 1455 amino acids. The record is from RefSeq and is a predicted model, not a curated record.
CCUGGAAGCCAGGGGAGCCGGGGUGGUGCCGGGGAGGCGGCGUAGAUUUAUCUCUGGGAUCCUCUCCAGGAGGGGGACCGGUGAGGAGCCCCUGGGGCAGAGGUAUCCAAGCCCAGACCAGUCAUGGCCGGACGACCCAUCUGCAUAGGAGACCAGCUGGUUUUGGAGGAAGAUUAUGACGAGACCUACAUUCCCAGUGAGCAAGAAAUUCUUGAAUUUGCCCGAGAGAUUGGUAUCGAUCCCGUCAAGGAACCAGAACUGAUGUGGCUGGCUCGAGAGGGCAUCGUGGCCCCGUUGCCUGUGGAGUGGAAACCAUGCCAGGACAUCACAGGUGAUAUUUACUACUUCAACUUCGCCAAUGGGCAGUCCAUGUGGGACCAUCCAUGUGAUGAGCACUAUCGGAACUUGGUGAUCCAGGAGCGAGAGAAGCUAUCUACUCCUGGGGCCACUAAGAAGAAAGAUAAGAAAAAGAAGAAGGAAAAGAAAAGCAAGAAGGACAAAGAGACCACCAAAAGUCCCCGGGCCCUGGGUUCCUCCUUAGCCCCAGUGCACGUUCCUCUUUGGGGCCUGGGGCCUUUACGAGGUCAUGCGGAUGUCCCUCCCUCUGCUGUACUUGGAUCUCAAAGCAUGAGCCCAGGUAGCGCAACUGAGUCUGGCCAGCUUGGAGAACUCACACUGCCUCCACAGCCUCUUAAGACUUCUGCUUGUGCAAGAGGUCUCUUGGGCACCAUCCAUCAGGACAAGAAUGCUCUCAACCUCUUGGCCUUAGGGGAGGAGACCAAUGAGGAGGAUGAAGGGGAAAGUGACAACCAGAGUGCCCGAAGUCCCAGCGAGCUUCUUAAGAAUCUGCACCUGGACCUUGAGGCCCUGGGGGAUAACUUUGCCUAUGAGGACUCUCCAAGAUCAAGCCAGCCAGAGGAGAAGAAGGAUGUUUCUCUUGACCCAGACAUUGCCAGGCCCCCCUCUCCUGGCAACCUCUUCAGCCAAGGUGCAGACAGCAGCCUGAGCGUUGCUGAUGGCAUUGAGCAAAAGGAAAGAGGGAGUCUUUGGCCCCCAGAAAAAGAAGAGGAUGAGAAGACUGAUCUUAGGGCUCCCAUGAGUCCAGUGGUCUCUGGAACAAAGCAUGGGGAGGACCAGCCUGCUCUAAAAAGCCUGCCUUCUAAAAAGAAGCCACUGGAAGAUUUGGUAGAUACAGGAGAGGAGGAUUCCAAGAUGGAAGAGGCAGUGAAGGAGGCCAAGAAGGAGGCUUCUGGCAUGAAAGAGAGCAGAUCUGAUGCCAGCGAGGUGUCAGAGAUCAUGGGAUAUGUGAAGGAACAUCUCUCAGACUCCAUGGCCUCUGACCCCAAGUCUUUCCUUGGUCUGUCUCUCCAGGAUUUUGGUUUUCGCAGCCGGAUCUCAGAGCAGCUGUUAGAUGGUGACAUGCUAUCCCCAGUCCUGGAUAGAGCUUGCUGGGAGGCCCAGGGGAUAGGAAGACAAGAGCAGGAUGACAGCCAGUCCAGCCCAGGAGAGCCGCAAAGCAAGGAAUCCAAAGGCUUGAAGAGGUUAUCGCCUCCUCUUCUGCAUGGGCAGCGGUUCCACAGCCCCCUCCACAGCGAGGCCAGUGAUGAGGGUUCUCUGCAGAUCCCCAAGGAGCAGCCUGAGUGUAACGGCUCUGAGGAGCCUGCGGAGCACUCUGUAGCCAGUCCCAGCCCACUGGUGGUGUCCCUCCACAGGGAGCAGGCCCCAAGCCCACCUUCUCUCGAGAGGGUCAAGGAGCAGCAGCACUCCCAGGCCAAGGAGCUGGGCCCUGGGCAGGAAGAGGCCAAGGAGCCUAAGAAGGUGGCCGUCAGCCCCACCCCGCCACUCUCUCCAGAGGUGCUAUCCACAGAACCUGCUGUUCCCCUAAAGUGGCUCUCACUGGUUGCACUGAAGGCCACGGGAGAGGCAGUGGCUGAGGACCUUGAGGACCAUCAGAAGCAGCUGCUGGAAUUGCAGCAAGAGAAGAUCCAGCAGCUGCGGGAGAAGCUGCAGCGGGAGGAGGAAGAGGAGAUGUGCCAGCUUCGCCAGCAGAAGGAGAAGACCCUCAGUGCCCUGAAGGAGCAGCUGCAGAAAGCUGCUGAGGAAGAGGAGGCUCUGAUGAGAGAGGAGGAAGGUCGAAGGCUGUCCCAGCUUCGAGCCCAAGUUCAAUCCAGUGCAGAAGCAGAUGAGGACCGAAUGAGAGCCGAGCAGGAGGCUUUACUGCAGAGGCUGAGAGAAGAGGCAGCAUCUCAGGAGAAGGCUGAGAGGGCUGGCCUGGAAAAGAAAAGCAGGCAGGCGCUGGAGCAGCUCAGGGAGGAGCUGGAGGCUUCGGAGAGGAGAGCUUGUGUUGUCUUGAAAGCUGAGAACGAGUUGGCUCUGCAGCAGUUGAAGGAGCAGCUGGAAGAGGAAAGAAAAGAAGCCUCUGUUGCUUCCCAGGCGGUGGCAAGGCUAGAGAGGGAGCACAGUGCCGAGCUGGAGCGGCUCCAGUCCUUGCUGGAAGCUAAGCACCAGGAGAUGGUCUGUGGCCUCCAGAAGAAGAUAGAGGAAGUUCAACAGAAAGAAGAGGUUCAUCUGGGGGAGAACCUUGGGUGGGCAGAGCAGAGAGCUCACCAGAAGGCUCACCAGGUGAUUGAGUAUGAGCAAGAGCUCAGCAGCCUCCUGCGAGAGAAGCGCCAGGAAGUGGAGAGGGAACACGAGAGGAAGAUGGACAAGAUGAAGGAGGAGCACAAGCAAGUGAUGGCCCAGACCAGAGAGUGGUAUGAAGUCGAGGAGAGGAAGCAGCGUGCUGACCUCCUGGGACACCUGACUGGGGAACUCGAGCGCCUGCAACGGGUCCACGAGCGGGAGUUAGAGACGGUGAGGCAGCAGCAGGACCAGCAGCUGGAGGACUUGCGGCACCGGUACCGGGAGCAGGAAAGGAAACUUCAAGAUUUAGAGAUGGAACUUAAAACCAGAAGUAAGGAUGUCAAGGCCAGAUUGGCUCAGCUGAGUGUCCAGGAGGAGACUGUACGGAAGGAGGAGCAGCAGCUGCUGGAUGUGCAGAGGCGGGCUGCUCUGGAGAGAGAGGAAGUCACAAUCACCCGGCAGCACCUGGAGGAAGCAAAGAAGGAGCACAUGCAUUUGUUGGAGUCAAAGCGACAGCUCCGAAGAGGGUUAGAGGAGCUGCGGGCCCACAAGUUGGAUCUGGAGGCCCAGGUGGAUCUGUUGCAGGCACAGAGUCAGAGGCUGCAGAAGCUCGUCAGCAGCCUGGAGGCCGAAGCUCAGAGGAAGAAGGACAUCUUGAAGCAACUGGCAGUUGAGGAAAGUAAUGCUUCCUCACACUUUGAGCCAGAACUCCGCACUGAGGACCUGAGGAAAUCCCUUAACCAGACCCAGGAAAUGUCUGCUCUCUCCCAGAGCAAGGAGGAGACUGGCUUGUCCAUGGACAGUGUCCGGCACUACCUCUCUGCCGAGGGCGUAGCUGUCCGUAAUGCCAGGGAAUUCCUAGUGCGGCAGACACGUUCCAUGCGGAAGCGGCAGACGGCCCUGAAAGCUGCCCAGCAGCACUGGCACCACGAACUGGCGGGGACCCUGGAGGUGGCCGAAGACCCGCCUGGUGCCACAGUCCUGGAAGACGUGCGCAAGAACCUAGAGGAGGAGACCAAGCAAUUGGAUGAGAUGAAGUCCAUCAUGCGGAGAGGCCAUGACCUCCUGAAGAAGAAGGAAGAGAAGUUGAAUCAGCUGGAGUCCUCUCUUGUGGAGGAGGCCUCAGAUGAGGACACCCUGAGGGGAGCCUCCACCAAGAAGGUGACCUUCGACCUCAGUGACACAGAAGAUACGAACAGUGAGAGCUCUGAAUCGUGUUUUCUGGCUCGGGACACCCCGACUCCCAAUCCCAUUGCCUCCAACAAGAUCAAUUACCUGAGCAGCUCGCUCCAGCGGAUCAGCAGUGAGCUCAACAGUGUCCUCGGUGUGCUGGGAAGCUUCAACUCUCAGCCUGUGCCUGUCUUAACCUCCUCCCCAGCUCCGUUCUCACCCCGCUCCUGCAAGAGUGCCUCCAGUCCUGCGUAUGCCUCCCUGACUAGAGCCUCAUCCCUAUCCUCCAGUUCACCCACGUCCACCCCGUGGGCCUGGGCCCGGGGCCCGGGCCCUGGGCCCAGGCCCACUUCAUGCAGCAGUGCUCAAUCAGUGGAUGACUUCCUGCUGGAGAAAUGGCGCAAGUAUUUUCCCUCUGGCAUCCCGCUGCUCAGCAGCUGCUCCAUGCCCCUGGAGAACCGCAUGGGCUAUGUGCCCGUCAGUGAGCAGCUCCGCCUCCUGCAGCGCCCCCAUUCCCGAGUCCCCGAGAUGAACAACACCGACAUUCAGAAGAUGAUUGAGUCUAAUCGCAAGUGGCUAGAAGAUUUCAAGAACAACCCCCAGACACAUCUCUUCUCAGUGUCCAAGUCAACAGGCACUUCGGAGCUGCUGCAGCUGGGCUUGGACGAGAACAACAGACUGAAUGUGUAUCGCUAUUGAGCCCCAGGGGCCAGAGGCAGCCGGCCGCCUCCCCGCACCAAGUGCCUCCGUGGAAGCCUCCUCCUCCUCCUCCUCCUCCACCUCCUCGCCACGUGCCCCACUCAGGACUCAGAGGAACCAUGGGGUGGGUCCAGGGGUGGAGGGAACGGAUGUGACGGCUGGAGACAGCUGCGUACUCUGUGACCAGGCUGUCUUGGGCUUAACUGUGGACGGGUAUGAGCUCCCGGGUCAACAUCGAUGACAUGUUCUUGCCCAGGGGCUUCUGGGAUCUGAGCACCUUUGGGAGUCAGGGUCACAUUCAAGGAGCUGCCUGUAGACACAUGGGUUGGUCUCAGGCCCCUGCUUGGGGCCCAUGAAGGCGAGGUCCUUGAUGAGUGGGACAAGGCCUCCCGGCAUGUCCGCACCUAGGACCUGGCUCUUCCCGGCCUGGACCUGUCUCAGCUGUCUAGUACCUCGGCUUCACAUCCUUCCUCUCUUUUUUUCCUUUUUUUAACUUUUUAAAAAAUGACUCCGUUCUUGAGCACUCUGUCUCUCCUCUUGACUGUCUCAGGCCAGCCCUCAGCUGCGGAUCCAUGCUGAGGAUGCUCUUUUUCCUCUGCCACACUGCGCUUUAUUGGCACUGUCCUGCCUGUAGCUCCUCCCUGGGCCUCCUGGCCCGUUCUCAGGUCUCAGACAUUCCCCGUCUCCAGGAAGCCAAAAAGCCAUAGGGAAAAACUGUGCGGCUUCUGGUCUUUGCUCUGGUUAUUUUGUUCCUGUGUUCUGUUUCUGCCUGUCUUUUCCACCUGUGCCACUCCGCCCCCUCUCACUGCCCCUCCUCUCAGAGCUUGGCAGGAAGGGCUGGGCUGGGGCCUGGCGCUGGCAGGGAGGUCUUGUACCAGGUGGAGCUGCUGCCUGGCUGGCACCGCUUCCUGCAGCCGCAUUUCCCAUCAGCAGGCUCCUCGGGUGGCAGGCAAUGUGCUCUGACAUCUGUCCUAUUGUUUAAACAAAAUGUCCCCAUUUUUCUUGUCUUCAAAACUGCAGGGUUGCCUCUGCCCUCCAACCCACAGAAAGCACCAUCCCCUCUGCUCGUUUCUUUGCCGUGGAAUAAGGCACUGUGUCCGAUUGGCUUUUUUUACCCCCACAGAUAGUUUUUAGAAAAAAAAAAAUUCAUUUUGUUGUUUGGCUUAUUCUGUGUGCUUUGGGAAUAGCUCAUGUGAUACAACCAACUCUGGUGACAACCCUGUGUUUCUGCAUCAAUUAAAUCUGCA